CCCUCAAACUCAACCAAUGGAGCCACCAUCCCGAGGAUUCCCCGCCCGUCUUGUCCCUGCCCGGCUGUGCUGCGUUAUGGAGAACGGAACGCCCGGAGAGUUCUAUUUGCGUCAGCCUCAGCCCAGCAGCCAAGGCGGGCAGCGGCGCCUGGAGACAUGACCCAGUACCUCGGGAGCUGCGACGGCAGUGGGGGAGACGGCCGGGUUCCCCCGGGCUCCCCCGCCAGCCCCGCCAGGCGCCGCUGUAAAUCGGUGGGCCGGGGAGACAGCGCCAGGGAUGGCAGCAGGAGUCACUGUAUUACUGACUACUUCAAAACUAUUCCAAAACCAGAUGGAACUAUAUUGUGUUCUCCUGAAAAAAGAAAUGGGAAAGCUGGGAUCCCUGUACUGCAUACAGAGCACCUAAGGAAAAGCAUAUCUUCUCCAAAGCAAAAUAGAAGGAAGAAAUUGUUGCUCACACCACCUGACAGAAGCCCUAUAAUUGAUGCUUUUUUAAGAAGUGCUAAGAUUGAGAAGGACAGUCCAGAUAAUAGUGCUUAUAUUGCAACAAAGGCUAUGUAUCCAAAAGUUGUGGUUCGGAAACUCUUCAGAUCAGAUGGCUCACCUGACUGUUCCAUAAUGCUAAAAGAUAAUCGUUGUAUGAGAAACUUCGAAAGGAGUGAAAAGUGUCCUUUUCGAACAAGAACACCUUUGGUAGAGAACAGUAGAGAAUGUAAAAUGGACUAUGUGGAUCCAGACACAACCAGUUCAGACUUGAAUAAAUGGGCUUCUCCAUCAGAAAAUGACAGCUUGAAAAAGGAGACUCUUGUAUCCUGGUGCCAAAAAACUGCAUGUUCUAGGACACUACAACCCAAUCCAAUUAGUUCUUCAUUUCAGUUACCAUCAUUAGAAACCCCGUGCAGAGAGAGACAACUGAAGGAGAAAAACAUGCAGUCUAAGCAGCAACCGUUCAGCUCUGUAAAUAAAAUCUUAGGGACUGCUUUUUCUAACCAGGAUACCCGAGAUCUCUUAAAACUGUCAUGCUCAGCUUCAUGGGAAUCUUCAUCAGAUGAAUCCUCUUCAGUACAAGCUUCAAAAGUUGUGCUUUCUUCAGGACGGUCCUCUGAUAAAACUAUUAGUGUAAGAAAAGGCCUUUCUCCAUCAACAUACUUUCACUCCAGGACAUCAUCAGGAAUAUCUAAACAUGUAGAACAUCCUGGGAAACGGAAAAGGAUUUCUUUGAAAACUGAUAUGAAAAAUUCAUCCAAGUUAAUUGCACAAAGAUUGGAUAAAUAUAAUUUUAGUAGUUCACUAGAAAAGCACAAUUCUGAGUAUUCAAAAGGUAGAACCCCUGGUGGUGAUGCUCAAUUAGAAGAUAUAAAUCCACCUGCCAGUGAUAUGCCAUUUUCAGCUGAAUAUAUUGAUGUUGAAGAAAAUAAAAACUCAUUGUUUUCCAAAGAAUCAAAAGACCUACUUUCUCGUAUGCAGAGUGAUGGCUUCUUUGAAGCACUGACAGUGAAGGUUCAUAAGAGAGACCCUCCACAUCAUAUGUCUGAUAAUCUGCUGCUUCCCUCAACUUCACACAUCAGUUCCUUAAAAGUGGAAGUAGAAAAGACUGGGAAGGAUAUCUCUACUUUGUCUGCACCACCUGAAUCAUCAUUUGGAGAUGGUGACAAGUUUCUUCCAUCAAAAGAUGGUAGUUGUGACAACAUUGCUAGCUCUUCAUGUGUCUUAAGUGAGCUACACAAUGAAGGUUCCAAUCUGCACACUUCUGUGUUAGAAAGAAGGAGCCUCUCUGAUAAUGAGGAUGAGGUCUCUGACUGUAAUCUGGACAGCAGUGAUGAUGAAGAGGAACUCUUGUCACUUGAUGAAAUACUAGCCCAGAGUUCCAGGCCAUCUCCAAAAAGCCCAGAACAAAUAAAUGAGGAGGAUACCCCAAACACCACCAUUCCAUUGCUUGAUGUUCUCCUUUCCAAACCUUCUGUUGAAACUCAGGUCUCCUACAUGAAUCGCCUGGAGCAUCUCUUGGAGGAGAAGGAGGAAUUUCGAAGGGUAGAUGAACUAGAGAGACAGCUACAGCAAGCCAAACAGGAAAGUGAAAUGAAUUCUCCAUCUGAAGAACUAUCGAAUGAUGGUGAACUGUCUACUGAACAUAGUGCAUUUAUAAAGAGAUUUUCCAUAAUCAAUGAUGCUAUUCCUGACCAACAUCCAGGAGAAAAUAUAUUUCAAAUAGCAAAUGCUGGGAAACUCUUCAAUCAGCAUAAUCUUGACCUGAGGAAUGUUGGAUUCCAUCCUCAAAAUCCUAUUGAAAAAUACCUACUUGGAUCAGGAGUAACGCAACAGCUUUUUGUAAUCCUUGAAGGCUUACUUGUGUCUGCUUACCAUAGUUCUCCUUGCCCUGUUCCCAUUUUGAAGUGGAUGUUUCAGAUGAUGUCAAUUCAUUCAGACUGCUCUGUUUCAAGAAAGAUUUUGCAUAUUCUGAUGACACUAACAAUUAAACAUGCUUCGUCUGGCAACGACCAACCAAGGCCAUGGAUUCCAACACUGCUUGAUAUAGCAACUGUGUUAAUCAAUGUGGGCAUUCCCUUUAGUGCACUUUUUCCUCUGUUGGAGUUUCAACCUCCCUUUACUGAAGGCUGUAUAAUGUCUGAAAUGCAAAAUAAUGUGGGGAAACCAACAAGUGAAGACCUUUUCGGAAACUCUGCUUCUUUCUUUCUUCUAAUAGAAACUAAUCUUUGCAAUAUGGCUAAGUUUCUGCGACUGUGUGUAAGCAUCUGCCCAGAAUGUUACACAGACAAAGAAAUAUUUCUGUUGCUAUUGCUGCUGUUUAAACUGAGUUUGGAAAAAGAGCUGAAACAAUUUCCCUUAGUGGACUUGGAAUGCCUUAUUAUAAAACUGCUGGAAAAUAUCAGAGAAUGGAAUACAAAGAUGUCUGAGUUAUGUCUGGCAAUAAGUGAUCUGUCCAGCCACCAUCAUGAUCUUUUAUGGUUGGUUCAGUUUGUCCCUAAUUGGAUAACACGUGGAAGGCAAGUAAGAAGACAUCUUAGCUUGAUUGUCAUCUCAAAGCUUCUUAAAAGUAAUGUGAACAUACCCAGUAGCCAUGACCAGCAGAUGUCACUUCUGUGUAGUGAUCUAGUGAAGAUGAAACCUUCAAACCUGUUAAAAAAGAGAAUAUUGGAAACUAUGCAGCAGCGAGAUGGUCUUAAUAGAGAGUCUCUUCUUUCUGAACUUGAACCUCAGGCCUACUAUCUGACCUAUGUGCUUCUUCACUUCGUCAGGGAAGCUAGCAAUUCUGAAAUUACAAAUCCCAGUCAAAGGAACUGGCUCUUGAAACUCAGUAGUACUCUGGAAAAGCAUGUGAAGUGUGAUAUUAGAGAAGAUGCCAGGCUGUUUUAUAGAACUAAGGUAAAAGACUUAGUUGCUAGAACAUACAGUAAAUGGCAGCAAAUUAUACACAGUUCUCAGCUGACUCAGGGUAAGAUUCAUGACUUUUGGGACCCAAGUUCUUAAAAUGGAUGGAUCAGGAAGAAUGUCAAACUUGAAGACUCUGACCAGGAAAAUAAGAGGUUGAAGACUGUGGUGUGGUCUAAGAAGAGGAAGAGAAAACCAUAUAAUCCAAACUUCAUUUCUACAUGGAUCAAUAGGAUUCACCUACUUUAACCCUCCCAAUAACUUAAAUGAACUAUUUUGAUAAUUAAGAAUCUUUUAACAAAUUCAGGUGAUACUGGGAGGAUAGCCCAUUUCAGCUUGUACAAACAGUGUCUUGUCUUCCUUGAGCCAGUUUGAAUUCGGUUAUUUUCCCAUAAAAAUGAAAACCAUGGUAGCCUUUAUUUUGUUUCUCAUGCCUAUUGCUAAUCCAGUAGAACUAUUCAUACACUUUUAUUCAGGCACAUAGGAGCAGGGGGGUAAAGAUGUCGCUUGCCCGUGGGGCCUGGAGGGGUGCCAAGGUGUCCCCUGCUGCUCUCCUACCAGUUGAGGCCAGAAGUGCUUUACUUGCAAUGGAGAAAAAGGAAGCAUCCUGCCAAAAAUACAAGCGCUUCAUGGGCUGGAGAGGGCAGGGCAGCCACCAUGCAUUCCUUCUCUGUGCUGGCCAUGGCCCCUGGGUCAGCGUGAUGUCACAGGGGGGAUGUGAUGUCACAGCAGCAAGGGGGGAAUGCAGUGGCAGUCUAAACCUGGGCUGCCACUCAUCAUGCGACACCUUUGCUUUUAUUAUGCUUUCUUUAAAACAAGAAUCUGGACUUGAUUGUUACCUUUCCUACCAUAAACCAAAGCACAGAAACAGCAAAGAGUAUUAUUUUGAUUAUUCAGAAGAAGCUUCUGUGCUGACUUUGCAAUGGCACAGUUCAUGUGGGUGGGGUUUUUGACUUAAAAAUUAUUCACAUAUUUACACUUAAAAUAAAAAGAAGCCUGUGCUCAGAAGUGAUGGAUUAAAUGCCUGGGCUACAAUACUAUGCACACUUGGAAGCCAGUCUCCUUGAUUCCAUUGAGGUUGAUUCCCAAGUGAGCAUGUGUAGGAUUGCAACUUUAUCACCCUAAGUAUGUUGAAUCGCUUAAGUAGUGGGACCAGUAAAAUUGGGGUCAAUGGAACUAGCUCAAGUCUUCAAAACGAUUAGCAGAUUACAUAGUAGUCAUCCUUGUCAUUGGAUUAAGUACACAGAAGUUAUAAUGCUAAUACUGUUGGUCAAGAGUCUGGGUUUUUGUGGAAAUGUAUAUAAACCUCCAUUCCAAGAAGAGUUUAUUCUCCUCCUGUGCCUGGACAUGCCACUGUUAAAUAUGACUAGAUACAUGUGUUCUAUUUAGAUUUGAAUAUUUCUUGGGUAAGUCUCAAUCGUCUGCUAGUUAACCAUUUCAUAUUCAAGUGACUUAGAUGUAUAUUCACUAAUUUAAAGUGUAUAUUAUGUGCGUUCCUUUUUGUGUUUACAGUUUCAUAUUCUAAACCAGUGAUUCUCAAACUUGGGUCCUCAGGUGUUAUUGGACUUCAACUCCUAUAAUCCCCAGCCUCAGUGGCCUUUGGUUGGGGAUUAUGGGAGCUGAAGUCCAAUAACACCUGAGGACCCAAGUUUGAGAAUUACUGUUCUAAACUCUUGCACUGCCAUACCUGUGAAUAAAUAAAAAAUUUUAGAAGCCAUAACAGAAAUUAAAAUGUAAAUAUAAUUAUGUAGAGAUAAUAUAAGUAAAAUAUUUGAUUUUUACCUGAAGAUUUGGCAUUGUUUUUAAAAACAAUUUGUUCUUUUCAAAUGUGAAUAUGCAAAAUAGAUUUACACAUCAAAAUACAUAGUGCCCUUAUGCUACUAUUCAAGGGUAUAGUUCAGCUCUGUAAAAUUAAUAGAUUUUGUCACUUAUUUGAAUCAGAGGUGGAUUGUACCCCAUGGGUGUGAAAACAUUUCAUAUUUUUUUAUUCUGUUCAGAAUUUCAACAUAUUGCAAGUUGGGAGGGAAAGGCUACCUCAAAGGGAGGGGUUUCUUAAAGGUGUUUUUUUUUUUUUUUUAAGUACAUACAUAGAGUAGAUUUUAUUGAUUCUGCAUUCCAUAGCCAGGAUCCAGAGUGUGCAAGCACAUAAUAUUUCUGCUAACACAUGGAAGUUACUACACUUUACUUUCCAGUUUCAGAGCUUUGCACUGUCCCCUGACCUCCAGAGGUCAGGGGUGGGGGCCUGGAGGAGCCCUGGUAUACUUGCCCCUGGAUCUUGGCCUGUAUUUAAAACCUCUUUAGUUAACUUGUACCUCUAAUAUACUGUUGUGUAACACUUUUAUUCUUCAGUAACAUUUAUAUUAAAAAGCACAGAAUAUGCCAGCUCUCUCCGUUGGCAGUUUCCUGUAUUGUGUUAAAAAAAACCACCAUUUGUACUGCUUUUCAAAUAUGUGUUGAAUUAGCCUGGUCCAAAUUUAACCCUUUUUUAAUGUCAUGGAAUUAAAGGCAAGAAUAAAGUACAAAAUAACCUCA
Hemicordylus capensis (graceful crag lizard) is the source of this 5922-nucleotide messenger RNA. RefSeq names its product SMC5-SMC6 complex localization factor 2 (gene SLF2). The transcript has 20 exons. Bases 157 to 3489 code for a protein of 1110 amino acids. Lineage: Eukaryota; Metazoa; Chordata; Lepidosauria; Squamata; Cordylidae. The record is from RefSeq and is a predicted model, not a curated record. Gene Ontology annotation, biological process: protein localization to site of double-strand break; positive regulation of double-strand break repair; DNA damage response. Gene Ontology annotation, cellular component: site of double-strand break; nucleus.